This is a messenger RNA of Ostreococcus tauri, 825 nucleotides long. RefSeq names its product P-loop containing nucleoside triphosphate hydrolase. NCBI's taxonomy places the organism in Eukaryota, Viridiplantae, Chlorophyta, Mamiellophyceae, Mamiellales, Bathycoccaceae. The record is from RefSeq and is a predicted model, not a curated record. Bases 1 to 825 code for a protein of 274 amino acids. Gene Ontology annotation, cellular component: cytosol. Gene Ontology annotation, molecular function: shikimate kinase activity. Gene Ontology annotation, biological process: chorismate biosynthetic process. The transcript has a single exon.
AUGUCGACGCCCGUCCGCAAGCUUCACGGCGCCCCCGCGCGUGACGCGACGGCACCGACGCGUCGCGCGAUCGAACGGCGCGUCGCGCGCGCGGUCGGAGCGCGAGACGUGCGCUCGAGAGCGGUCGAGGUCGAUGACGCGAACGACCUCUUCGGCGGCGACGUCGCGCGCGCGGCGAACCUGAUCGUCAUCGGUGGACGCGGGUGCGGGAAAUCGAGCGUGUGCAGACGCUUGGCGGCGAGCGAUAAGCGAUUUAAACUGUUUUCACUGGAUGACCUCAUCGUGUACGAGGCUGGAAUGGCGAUACCGGACAUCGUCGCGCGACACGGUUGGCGAUAUUUCCGGGAUUUGGAGUACGAAGUGUGCGUGAAAGCGGGACGAGCGUUCGAUGGGUGGACUCUGAUCGACGCCGGGGGGGGCGUGGUGACGGAUCUCGAUGAGAACGACGAGGAGAUGUAUAGCGAGCGCAAAGUCGCGGCGUUGAAGCAGAACAACGGUUUGAUCGUUUUCUUGGAUCGAGACGUGGAGUAUCUGGUACAGAGGAUCGAGGGGGACGUGAACAGGCCAGAUUUAAGCGCGAGCAAGGGGUUUAGGGAGAUCAUGGCGAGGCGUUUGCCUUGGUAUCGACGGGCGGCGGAUCUUGUCGUCGACGGCGGCGGAUUUCCAGGUGACCCGGACGAAGAUUUCCAGGCAAAAAAGGUGAUAAAGAAGAAGAGGCUCGCGUCCAGAAUCGCGGCUUGGUAUUACAAUCAGACGGGGCAGUCUCCGCUCGAGGAUCACUGGUUCCAAUUGGACCUUCCCACCGUGACGACGGAGAACAAGUAA